This is a messenger RNA of Mytilinidion resinicola, 5346 nucleotides long. RefSeq lists its product as uncharacterized. The coding region runs from base 98 to 5317 and encodes 1739 amino acids. Lineage: Eukaryota; Fungi; Ascomycota; Dothideomycetes; Mytilinidiales; Mytilinidiaceae. Gene Ontology annotation, cellular component: Lid2 complex. Gene Ontology annotation, molecular function: ubiquitin-protein transferase activity; chromatin binding. The record is from RefSeq and is a predicted model, not a curated record. The transcript is spliced from 4 exons. Gene Ontology annotation, biological process: histone catabolic process.
GCUCUGACGACGGGUCGCACCAGCGCUCGCCGGGACUCUCGCCAUCUCCUCCAGCACCUUGCCGUGCCGAGUCGACCUCUUGCAGGGAUCGAACGCCAUGGUUGAUGUUCGGAAUGGCGGAGGCGAGGCUUCGUCCUUCAGAGCUGUGAAUCACCCCAACGCGGCAGACGCCGCGCGCAGCGAGGAGAACGCGCCAGGCAUCGCCGCAAAAGCGACUGCGGACGAUGUAACGCCUUCGACCGUGGCGGACAAGCCCCCGAGUACUCGAACCUCGACGCCCACCACAUCCUCAGACCUCCGCCAACCAGCACCACAGACCCAGUCAGCGGUCGGCACCCCUUCAGCAGCGGAUGCGCCAGCGCAAUCGCAACCCAUGACCGCAACGACUUCUGCGUCCUCGCAUGCGUCAGCGAAAGAAUCAGGCGCCGGCGCUGCGCCUUACGGGACGCGUUCGCGGAACCGCCCAGGCACUUCGCGAAUAAACUACGCCGAGGACGUCGAGAUGGACUUCGAAGCCGCGCCCGUGCCAGCCAAUGGAACAAUAUCUGAGGCACCAUCGCGUGGGUCGCUUGCGAGCGAGGGCAGACAAUCUCCUGGAGCGAGUGGGAAGAAGGCCAACGGUACAGGCACCACGACAUGGGCGCCCACUCCGCCCUCGAAGGAAGCACCGUCCACAAUACCCGGAACUUCGAGCUUCUCAGCAAAUCCCAAUAUUGCUCCUGCACCGCAACCGAAACGACGGAAGAACGCUGCAAAUCAUGCGACCACGAAUGGGAAUCAUUCUGGCGGUCAUGCGUCGGGCCAAGCGUCUUCGCGACGAUCCACCGCCAUGAUUGCAGCUAAUCACUCGCGGGAAACGAACAUGAUGACCUUUGAGAAAUCGAAAGCUUUUUUGAAGAACGGCAAACUCGAGGCGGAUGAUGGCACCUUCUUGUCUGUGAAUGAUCACGUCUAUCUCGUCUGUGAGCCACCAGGGGAGCCAUAUUACCUCUGUAGAAUCAUGGAGUUUCUCCAUGUGGACAACAAGCCAAGUGCGCCUGUUGACUCUAUGCGCUGCAAUUGGUACUACAGGCCACGGGAUGUCUUGCGAUACAACAACGACACUCGCCUUGUCUAUUCCACUAUGCAUUCAGACAUAUGCCCAAUCACUUCCUUGCGCGGACGAUGUAAGAUUGUCCACCGGAGCGAGAUUAAAGACCUUGACGAGUAUCGGAAGACGAAGGAUUCCUUCUACUUUAUCCAGGUCUUCGAUCGCUUCAUCCACCGAUGGUAUGAAGCGAUCCCAACUUCGUCGGUCAUCAACGUCCCCGAAAAGGUGAAGAAAGCGCUAGACGAGCGGUGGAAAUACUUGGUCGUUGAGGCCGCCCGUGUGAAGGAACUGACGAGUGCGGUAAAAACUUGCAAGCGCUGUACAUCAUAUUGCGCAUCGACUGAUUCAGUUGAAUGCGCAGUUUGCCGCAACACGUACCAUAUGACUUGCGUCCGUCCGCCUCUACUGAAGAAACCAUCCAGGGGUUUCGCAUGGGCUUGCGGUCCAUGUAGUAGAGCUCAAGAGCGAAAGUUGGAGGCUCGUCGGACUCCGCUGAUUGGCGGUGCCAAUGAAGAUCCUGACGAAGAGGAGCUUCUUGACGAAGAAGAGGAAGAUGCCGGAGGUGCUACUACCACACCUAGUCCCAGUGGAUCCGAUGCACCCGUGAUCGACAAACAUCCGGGAACUCAGGCCGAGAUUGCACUUGCAAAGAUGUGGCCUAUGCGCUAUCUAGGGAUUCAUUGCCGUGUAGAAGACGCAUUGCAAUACGAUGAUCGAGCGAUCUAUCCACGUGCCAGUUCUCGCCUCGGUCCGAGACAUCAAGCUAACGUCAACGUAUGGCAUGGCCAUGUAGUCGAGCUGGUGAAGCCAGCAGAGAUCAAGAAACGUUAUGUCAAAGGACCAGGCCAUAAGAAGGAGACCAAGCUUUCCAAGGAGACUGUCGCUGCAAUGGAGGCGGACAGGGCAGAAAAAGCAAAGCGCCCAAAGUGGGUACAAGACGAGCCUGCGGGAUAUGUCCGUCGAGGCGAAGAUCUACCCAAUAAGGAUUCCAAAUGUACCGCCGAACUCCUAUUCAAAAUGCCGCCUUUGGGUGUGCAUUCAUCUAGAGGCGAGGACGACUCUCCCACAUGCACGGAGGAGCAAGUCAACGUCUACAUGGACCGUGCAAAGACAUUUGCUAAAGCUAUCGGAGUCGAGGAGUACAACACCAACUUCCUUGACAAGUGCCUACAGCUAUUUACGAAGUACCAGUACGACGCUGACGUCGCGUUGAAGCAUGUCAAGAAAAUCGACAGGCGAAAAGAUCUCCACGAACCAGAAUUGACCAAGGAAGAAAUGAAGCGGUGGGAUGACGGCGUAGCCAAAUACGGGUCUGAAAUUCGAAGUGUUCGCAUGCACGUUAAGACGAUCAGCCACGCAGAUGCAGUCAGAUACUAUUACCUCUGGAAGAAGACUCCAAAGGGCAAAGAGAUCUGGGGAGGCUAUGGAGGUCGAAAGGGAAAAAACAAAAAGGCCGAAGCUGAUGCAAAGCCUGAUUUCGGCGUGAAGGCCGAUCCUAGUACUAGAUUACUCGACGAUGUUGCAGACGACUAUGAUGAUUCCGCAUUCGAUAACGACAAGGCCAUGGCGAAGAAGCGUGGUUUUCAGUGCAAGUUUUGCUCAACUCGGUCAUCUCGGCAAUGGCGCCGAGCUCCGGGUGCUGCGCCUGGCACCAUCAUAUCCGCCGAGGGCAAGCCGAUGGCGAAAGAGAAAGCCGGCGGAUUCGUCGUUUCAUUGUGUCUGCGCUGCGCUGGUCUGUGGCGAAAGUAUGCCGUGAAGUGGGAGAACACGGAUGAAAUCGCGAAGAAGGUUGCGCAGGGUGGAGGCAAAGCUUGGAAGAGGAGGAUUGAUGAGGAACUCCUGAAAGAGGUUUACGCUGCAAACGAAGCCGCGACCCAUCCAGGGCCAGAGCUGCUCCCAGAGAUGGAGCUGAUCAGCCAACCGGUUCCUGAACCACCCAAGAAGAAAUUAAAGACGACGGCCGCCGACAAAGACAGUGGCACCGUGACGCCUAUCGCCGAACCCGUUCCAAAGAAGAAGGAGAAGGUGGAGAAACCUCCACCCCCUCCCCGAGCCCCUACUCCUCCCCCUAUUCCCGCCAAGCCUAGGAUGCGUAUCUUACCAUGUGCUGUCUGUAGGCAACUCGAACCACUCGGCGAUCAGCAUAUCAGCUGUAGUGGUUGCAAGUUGACCGUUCACCGAAAUUGCUAUGGCAUAGAGUAUAUUAGGAAUCCAAAUUGGUUCUGCGAUAUGUGUAAAAACGAUAAGAAGGAGCAAGUUUCAUAUAAUUAUUCCUGCGUGCUUUGUCCGGUCGUCGACGUUGAUAUUGACCUCGUGGAGCCUCCCAAGGUAUCUCACAAGAAGAAGACUGACAGGGAGAGGGAAAAGGAGAGACUUGAAAAAGAGCUUGUCGACAAAUUCAGAGAAGACUACCGUCAAGGACAACGCGAUAAAGGCCGGCCUGAAAUACCUCGUGGGCCAUUGAAGCGAACGGCCGACAACAACUGGGUCCACGUUCAUUGUGCGGUGUGGUGUCCAGAAACCAAAUUCGUUAAAGCCAAGACACUGGACGUUGUCGAAGGCGUGGGUGCGCCAACACUUCGAUAUGAUGGUAGCUGCAAGAUCUGUAAGACAUCGGUGGGCGCCUGUGUUUCCUGCCAUCAAUGCCAUGCCCUCUUUCACGUGGGUUGCGCACACGCGGCAAAUUAUACGUUCGGAUUUGAUAUUACACCCGUAAAGGCUACUCGUCGGGAUGCAAUUCCAACUUUCACGAUUGGUGGGGAAACCGGCUCAAUGACUGCUGCUAUCUGGUGCAAGGAGCAUACACCGAAAACCAUUGUCCAUCAGAUGAGCGAGGUAAUUGAUGAGGCUGGUACAAAUGCACUACAACUAUACGCCCAGAACUACAAGCAGGCAGACCUCACACUGACCGGGACCGCGCGGAAGGCUAGUCUCAUGGAUCAAACCACGAAAACACUACCCGCGGCGACAACAGGGCCAGCUCCAGUUAAUCGGCGCACUUCAACAACGAAUCCAACCCCGACGUCAGCGAGGCCAGGACGACCGUCCAACGCUGGGCUUCAGGUUAAAGAGGAAGAGGAGGAUACUGAAGCAAAGUCUGCGCGAUUAGAACGCCGAUGCGCUACGUGUGAUAUUGACGCGAGCCCGAAGUGGUGGAAAGUCCAGGACUCUCCGGCCCCAAAACUAAUUCCACUCACUACUAGCCAGCCAAUGGAGGGACUUGUCAUGAAUGGCGUCGACCGAGAAAACCACAUUGCCUCAGAGAAUCAACCAAGACCUGACGGAAUCCAGUUGCCCAAUGGCACAGGAGAUCACGACUAUGCGAUGCCCGACGCCACACCUCCCGCGCCUGAUGUUGCGCCCAGGCUCACGGUAGGCACAGACGUCACGAUCACCCAGAUCGCCAAGUACCUAUGUCAAAAAUGCCACUGGAAGAAGAAAAUGGCCCCUGAAGAACCAGAAGAGUUGGAGAGAGCACCGUCGCCAACACCACCAGCUCAAACUAUUCCAGAACCUCAACAGCUACCGGUCCGAUCACCCCCUCCUCCGCCGUCUUCAUAUGUUCCACCAAUGCCCAGUUGGCCGCCGAACCCUCACAUGCCACCGCAACCACCGCAUAUGCCAGAUUGGGGACCUCAUCCACCGCAAAUGAGCAACGGGAUUUCUCACCCACCGCCACCUCAUCAGCCUCAUCAACCUCAUCCUCCUCAGCAGGUACCGCCUAUGCCUCCUCACCACCAACCAUAUCAGACGCCAUACACCCCAAUGCAUCAAACGAAUGGGUACCAACAGUUUUCCGGGCCUCCAUCCUAUCAGCCUAUACAUCACGGACCUGUUCGGUCGCCCUAUCCUCCAAUCCAUACUCCUGCGCCCCUCCAUCUCUCCAAUGCUCCAAUGAUGACUAUGACAAAUGGCAUGCAUUCCCCGCACCUGCCCUACUCCCCAACUCACCCUAAUGGGCCGCCACCUCACGCCAAUGGACCGCCGCCUCAUACAAAUGGACCGCCGCCUCAGCACAAUGGGUCCAUGCCAUCAAGGCAGACAGAAAGUCCAUUCGCGUAUCCGAACCACCACGGGAGCCCGGGCCCUGGACAGCUUCACAACACGCGGCCCUCAACGCCACGCGACGUAGCGAUGAGAGAGACGCCAACAGCACCCCCUCAAGGCGACAACCGGAUGCCCGGAGGCGCGAGCGCUAGUCCGUCGUUGCGGAACCUUUUGCAUUAGAUUCUCCCGAUGUAUUUUGACUCCCCGUC